Sphaeramia orbicularis (orbiculate cardinalfish) is the source of this 1817-nucleotide messenger RNA. RefSeq names its product cystatin-A-like. The coding region runs from base 1292 to 1627 and encodes 111 amino acids. Gene Ontology annotation, molecular function: cysteine-type endopeptidase inhibitor activity. The record is from RefSeq and is a predicted model, not a curated record. Lineage: Eukaryota; Metazoa; Chordata; Actinopteri; Kurtiformes; Apogonidae. The transcript has 4 exons. Gene Ontology annotation, cellular component: cytosol.
UUCAAGUAUAUUAGUCAAUAAUUCUCCAAAUUUACCUUCACACUGUCUGCAUGGUAGACACCUGACUUUUACUUUCUUGGCAGUUCUGAGUAGAAGUUUCUAAAGUGGAUAGAAGAGAAAAGGUCUGGACUUCAGGCAGACCAGUUCAACACCUGCACUCUUCUUCCAUGAAUCCAUGUUGUUGUAGUAAAUUCAUUGUGUGCUUUCGUUCUGUCUUGCUGAAAUAUACAAGGUCUUCUCUGAAAUAGAUGUUGUGUGGAUUCUCUAAAACCUGUAUAUACUCAUAAGCACUGAUGGUGUUUUCCAGAUGUACAAGCUGCAGAUUCCUCAGACACUAAUGUACCCCCAUACCAUCAAAGAUGCAGCUUUUGGAGUGAACACUGACACCAGGCUGGACGGUCCUUCUACUCUAUCAUUUGGACGACAGUGUCAGUAGUUUCCAUAAAGAACUCCAAGUUUGGGUUCUUUUGUCCACAGAACAAUUUUCUACUUUUCUUUUUUCAAAUGAGCUUUGACUCAGAGAAGAUGAUGGCAUUUUAAAUCAGGUUCAUAUACAGUCGCGGAAAAAAUUAUUAGACCAUCAAAAGUCAUCAAAAACAACGGUUAUGCAAUCAAGUCCUAACUCCUGUGUGAAUCAUGUGACCAAAACAGACAGAAAAGAAAACAUGGAAUGUCUAAAAGCACUGUUUUUGGCAGUACAAUGCCAUAGCUAUUGAUGUAAGAACUGAAGUGAUUUUGGUUAUUAUCAAAAAAAAAACAUGGAAAAUGAAUAGAUAUCAGCUCAGAAAUUUAACUCUUAUGCACUAUUUGUGUUGUUAUCAUUAUAUUUGUCCAAACAAAUGUACAUUUAAUUGUACCAGGCAUUAAAAUGAACAAGAAAUUGAAGAAAACAAGGGUGGUCUAAUAAUUUUUUUCACAUCUGUUUUGGCUUCUUCUUUACAUGACAGAGUUUUAACAUGCAUUUGCGAGCUCACAAAUGUCUCUGUAUCUUACAUCCAAAGACUUACAAUGUGGCUGAUAUUAAAACAAAUCUAAUGUCAUGUGAAAGAUAUCUUAUCUUGAGAAUGUUGUUCAUGUAAAGCAGGAAACAGGUGACUGUUUUUAUAAUGAAAUCCAUACAGAGUCAGUUCUGUGGUUUAUUUGCGUCUCCACCCAAAAUGUGAGUAACUUUCUGCUGGUAGGCGUGAAUAUGCAGUAUUUAUACAGGGGCACAAGAUGAGCUUUGGAAAGGGAAGACUUGUAACCAAACUGUUGACUUCACUAUUACUGUUCCUGUACAUCAUUGUAGGAGAUGGCAGCACUCCCCAUCAUACAUGGCGGCCCCGGCCCGGUAAUUCCAGGAGGAUACGGUCCCAUUGAGGAGGCCACAGAGGGAUUUAAAAUUCUUUGUCAUCAGCUCAAGACCAGAGCCCAGGCAAAAACAAACAAAGUUUUUGAUGACUUUGUGGCAAUUUCCUACCGGGCUCAGAUUGUAGCUGGAAAAAACUUCAUAUUCAAGAUUCUUGUUGGAGAAGAAAACUACAUCCACGCCAAGGUCUUCUGGGCACUGCCCUGCUAUGGAGGAGGAGUGGUGCUGGUUGAUGUACAGGACAACAAGACUAAAACUGACUCCAUCGAACCUUUCUAAUGUGGCCGCAGUAAACUCAUCAACACCUCUGGGUUUGAAUACAGAGAGUUUUGCUUCUUUCACAUCAAUAAAAUAAAUAAUUCUUUAAAAUCAGCACAUUAAUCAGAUUAAAACAUGGCUGUGGGUAUGUGGUGUUCAGACCUUCAUAUUUUACCUCUCAGAUUAAAACACAUUUCAAUGAAGCAUCAAA